This is a messenger RNA of Drosophila serrata, 1056 nucleotides long. RefSeq lists its product as uncharacterized. The record is from RefSeq and is a predicted model, not a curated record. NCBI's taxonomy places the organism in Eukaryota, Metazoa, Arthropoda, Insecta, Diptera, Drosophilidae.
AUGUUCCACUAUUAUGGACUAUUUCCGACUCAACAGUGGUCAGACAUUUCGAAUUUGACAACCGUUAUAGCGAAUAUAUAUGUGUUUGUCGACACUUAUUGGCCAUACAGCUGGGUUGUUGAUUACGUCGCUUACGUUCUUCAGGGGCUCAACAUUCAUCCAUACGCUAGUAAUGUAACCAUUUUCGCAGCUUCUGAUGCGUCAGUCAUAGUAAAUACUACCGAAUACAUUACAAACGUGUAUGAAGAAUGGAACUCAACAUCACACUCUUGGCAUCCGACUGGCUUCAACUUGCCGCUUAUUUUAAACACGGUAACCCGCAGGGUAGAGGAUUUGCUCGAUGCCGAACGGGCCACCGAUAAUCUUGGUGGGCGAUCAUUAGUCGCUCUUCUGGUACCAAGUCCCAUAUCCUAUGUUGAUGAGCAGGACUAUGACUAUUGCCAGCAGUAUCUGGACAGACUGCGCUGGCGCCUUCCAAACCUGCAGUUUAUUUACUACGGUGGUGGGGCCCUCGUACGAUUCCAUGAUUUUGUUCGGAACCCGAGCAAAGAUUUGUUUCUUCUAAACACUGAAAAGCCACCCGAAAGCUGUGGCGAUCCCGUCAUUACCCGAAUUCGUCAAGUUCCCCGUCGUCUCUCCAACCCCCGCUGUUAUUCAAACGGCGCUAUAACCGAGUUCGGGACCAACUCCCUGGAACAAUUUGCUCGCUUGGGAACUAUAAAUUUCUAUCGACUAGACUCUUUAUAUUUGCCGGGCAGACAGAGCAUGCGGUACCUUAAAAUCGCACCUAUCAGUAAAAUCACAUUCACGGUUUGCACUUCUCGAAGUAUUGAAUUACCUUUCAGAAACCAGAGUGCGCCGCUUAGGCCGGAGGAGACCUGCGAGUCCACAGCUUUGGGAUCAUAUAGCUAUGAUCUUACUGAUGCUUGUGUUGGCUACGAUUUUGAGCCUUGUCCCCCUUAUUUUUCUCCGUUCAGGCCCAAAGUUUUGGCGAAAUUUCGUGUACGCUUGACACUUGUCAAACUCCAGAUGAAACGCAGUACCUUGUUAGUUUAA